UACCUUGUACUGUUUCAAGAAUUUUCAAUGGUGCAAUGGGAAAAUACGUGACAGAGAAAUGGAGGUUGCAAUUUAAAAAAAGUCGCAUCGGAAGCAGAGUGAUCGAAAAUGAAGAACAGAUAUUACGAUGUGAUCCGGGCUAUUUUAUCGCUGGGGAAGACCACUGAAGAGAACGAUGUUUCUUGCUUGGACGGUAAAUGGUCAGAGGAUUUCACCUGCGUAUCAUCCGGCUGUGCAACAGAUCCUCCUCCGACGAAAAACGGAAACAUUCACACAAAGAGGGACUUUCACGGCGGAACUGUUACGUAUAUCUGCAAUACCCUGUUCUCGAAGGUAAAAUCUGGAAACGUUACGUGUCUUUUCGGACAAUGGGAAGGCGUCACUCCAGUCUGCGAAAAAAAGCAUUGUCUCGUUAGUGAGCUGAAUGAUCCAGGCUUAAAAGAUUCACUGCGUAUAUACUGGAAUGGUGUCUCAUACGAUCCCUCUUGCAAAGCAGGAUACGAAACGUCGACGGUUGCAAACAAACUAGUUUGCAGAAAUGGAAACUGGACUGGACACAUCCCUCCUUGUCAGCCAGCCAGUUGCAGAAACGAUCCUCCACGAAUAAACAACGGACGAGCAAUUCCAAAAUGCAGGACCCACGGAUGCGCUGUUACCUACAUUUGCGAGCAUCCCUUCACAUUAAAAGGCAACUCGACAGUUACAUGCCAAUAUGGCGGCUGGGUUGGAAAUCCUCCCACCUGUAGUACUGAUAUCUGCCGCGUACCAAGAAUUUCUAACGGUGAAAUUGGAAAUUACGUUACGAACUAUGGUCAACGGGUGUUCCAAAAGAGUCGCAGCGGAGAAGAGAUGUACGGUGGUGUGGAAUAUCAUCUUCGAUGUUACGACAAUUAUCACGUGGCGGGAAGCAGAAGUCAAGAGAUCAGGUUCUACUGCAUCGAUGGAGUGCUGUCAGAAUCUCUGGAAUGUGCUUCAUGCAAGUAA
Uloborus diversus is the source of this 984-nucleotide messenger RNA. Its product is annotated as complement factor H-like. The coding region runs from base 109 to 984 and encodes 291 amino acids. NCBI's taxonomy places the organism in Eukaryota, Metazoa, Arthropoda, Arachnida, Araneae, Uloboridae. The record is from RefSeq and is a predicted model, not a curated record. The transcript is spliced from 7 exons.